AUGGCUGAAGAUGAGGUGAAACUUGUCGAUAAUGUUGUUGGAUUUUUCGAAGUGGCCGAAGAGGUCGCCCUUGAGUGUGUUGACUGUGUUCGUGGUGUUGUAGGGGUUACGGUGAUUGUCGUUAAACUUUUCGUAGUGAUUGAAGAAGUCUCGCUUGUCGGUGUCUUUGUCGUUUGUACUGCAGAGGUUACGGUAGUUGUCGUUGAAUCUGUUGGCGAUGAUGUAGAGGUUACGGUAGUUGUCGUUGAAUCUGUUGGCGAUGUUGUAGAGGUUACGGUAGUUGUCGUUGAACUUAUCGAAAUGGUUGAAGAAGUGGUUUGA
Molecule: messenger RNA, 321 nt
Organism: Anisakis simplex (herring worm)
Lineage: Eukaryota; Metazoa; Nematoda; Chromadorea; Rhabditida; Anisakidae
Source: the annotation of a GenBank genome assembly